CUCUCUCUCUCUUCCUGUCCCUUCUCUGGUGGGAGAUUAAAUGGAAGGAGCUGAGAGCAAAAAGAAGCCUUAGAAAGUAGGAGGAGGAGAGUGAGUGAGAGAGAGAGAGAGAGAGAGAGAGGAGAGGAGGACAAGGGUGCGGGUGGGGUGAUCGAUCGGAUCGAGCCAUCGAGGGCCCUGCAGCAACAGUAAGAGGAGAAGAAGAAGGAGGUGGGGGAGUGAGGGUGCAUCGCCGACCGUGUCUACAUCCCUCUGCUCCCUUUCGUUGUCUCGCUCGCUUCCUUCCUUUGGGAGACACCGAUUCAUCUCAGCUUUUGUCUUUCUGUUCUCGUCGUCUUCUUUUUGUAUCAGCGGCACAGCCAUACACUAACUUUGUUCUCUUAGGCGGCUUCCUCUUCAUACCCUUCCACAGGAAGAACCAACGUUGUCGAAGGUGAGAAUUGUGAUCAUGCCUGGCCCAUACAGCCGCCAAAGAUAGCACAGCCACGGAGUUUGAGCGACCAAAGCCAUGACGACAACACAUGCAUGCCUACCAACCCUUCGUUGAGACCAUCUCUCAUGGCUGUCGCUGUCGAUCACUGCCAUGGCUUCAAGCCCCCGAUUUGGAGCCGCCGAUGCCGUCUCCGCUCCUUCCCCCACCCCAACCCGCCCCUCCUCGACCCCGAGCCGGCUGCCCCUGGCCUUCCUCUUCGGCGCACCCCAAAGUUCUGCCGGAGCCUCUCCACCCCCUGCCUCUACUCCACCAGCGCCAUCGGCCCCGACGAGCCCAGGCGCGACCACACCGCCCGCAUUGAGAUCGUCGCCGGACGGCAGUCGCGCACCAUCCACGCCCUGGUCGCCGAAGCGGCCAUCGCGUUGGCCUUCGGCGCCACGCCGGUCCCCGUCUCCGAAGGGCUCAGCGCGGCGCACUACCUGUUCAAUCGCUUCGGGCAGAGCUUCGCGGUCGUCAAGCCUGUCGACGAGGAAGCGCCGGCCCUGAGCGUCGUCGGCCGCCCCAGCUGGAAGCACUCGACGCACGCUAGUGAGACGGGAGUCCGCGAAGUCGCCGCUCACCUCCUCGAUCACGACGGGUUCGCUGGCGUCCCGCCCACAGCCCUCAUCGUGAUAUCCCGGCCAAUCUCCGGUUCCUCCCAAGGCGAUCCCACCGCACCGCUCGCCAACCAGACGCCGGAGAGGAAGAUAGCAUCGAUUCAGCGAUUCAUGCCGCAUGACUUCGACGCGGGCGAGCUCGGGCCGUCGAGGUUCUCCGUCUCGUCCGUGCAUCGUAUCGGCAUCCUCGACGUGCGGCUUCUCAACGUCGAUCGCCAUGCCGGGAACAUCCUCGUCAAGAAAGGGAGCGGUGGCGGCUGUUACGACGGCUGCACCGGUGACUCCAUGGCCGAGCUCGUGCCGAUCGAUCACGGACUCUGCUUGCCCGAGCUGCUCGACGACCCCUACUUCGAGUGGCUCCACUGGCCGCAGGCAUCGGUGCCCUUCUUUGAAUCGGAGGCAGAGUACGUAGCAUCACUAGACCCAUUCGGCGACGCCGAGCUCCUCCGAGUAGAGCUGCCAUCCCUGCGGGAAUCAUCCCUAAGAAUCCUCGUCAUAUGCACCAUCUUUCUCAAGAGAGCGGUCGUGGCCGGCCUUUGCUUGGCCGACAUCGGGCACAUGAUGACUCGAGAAUUCUCCGGCUUAGAGGAAGGCCCCAGUGAGUUCGAGGCCCUCUGCAAGAGAGUGGAGGACUGCAUGAAGAACACCACGCUCUCCCCAGAAGACGACGGCAACGAGGAAGUGAGCAGCGGCGACGAGACCUCAGAAGUCCAGUUCGACAUGGACGACGCCGACGGGAGCGGCGCCGAGGACGCGCUCGACGUCGCGCUGCUGCUUGGGAAGGAUCGGAAGAAGGACUAUGCCAGUGAGAACGGCGACGGCAGCGACGAAGGUAGCGUGACGGAGCACAAGCUGGGGGGAUUCGGCAAGAGCUUCAGCUUCUCGGUGGCAUACUUCAACCAUGACGGAAGCAGGAGCAUAUCUUUCGAAGGGUUGAACGAGGAGGAGUGGAGUCUGUUCCUGGAGAGGUUUGAGGAUCUCUUGCCUGAAGCAUUGGAGGCUAGGAAGAGCAUGGGAUCGAAGCAAAGGCUGGGAACCUCGUGCAGGUUCUAAGAAGCAUUUCUGCAAAUGACUCAU
Musa acuminata subsp. malaccensis (wild Malaysian banana) is the source of this 2166-nucleotide messenger RNA. RefSeq names its product phosphatidylinositol 4-kinase gamma 8-like. The record is from RefSeq and is a predicted model, not a curated record. NCBI's taxonomy places the organism in Eukaryota, Viridiplantae, Streptophyta, Magnoliopsida, Zingiberales, Musaceae.